UUUUAUCGGUGCUUCACAGGCAGCCUGGCGAGUGAGGAUCUCUCUUUGGAGGAAGCGACCGCGGAGGAAGAUGAGAACGGUGCGUCUGCCGACAGGGAUCAUCGGCAUCAUCACCAUCAGGACGCGCGAAAUGCCGUUACGUCAAACGCGCCCCCCUCGAGCAGUCCGCCGUCGCGUCACCACCAAACCCAGGACGAGGCGGAUCGCUGCAACGCGCUGCAAAGUGGUGUAAUUUUAUACUCACCGCAUUCCACGUCCGCUGUGCCCGCGACGAGCGUGAAUAUCUGCAAUGUACCGACGUUGACCUAUCGCGGCGUCUUCACCACGACCUGCGCGCAGUCCUCCCCUCUGAGCAAUCUCCAGGGCGACCAGCAGCAGCAGCAACCGCAACAGCCGGGUCAGGAGCUGUGGGGGCCGUUACCGUCGCCAACCUUAACCUUGGCGGGCCAGCCGUUCCUUCACCCCAACUUACACUCAGCCGCGUACAGCGGCGAGACCGUCGAAUUGCUGCAGGUCGAUUCGAAACCACCCCCGCCGCCCGGUUAUCACGACACGGCGACUACCACCCCCGCGACCUGGCUGACGGGUCACGAGGACGCUUACGAUCCCGGUCUCCUCUCCCACCAUCAUUCUCACGCCCAUCAUCAGGAGACAACGUUGAAGCAGGAGCCGACGGGCACCGGUUACACUUCCAGCGUUCCACAGCAACCUCAGCAAGCUCAGGCGCAGGCCCAGCAACAGCAACAACAGCAAGCUCCGCCGUCUGCGGCUUGCGGUACGGGAGUCCAACUGGCCGAGUACAAUCCGAGCACGUCGAAGGGCCACGAGAUCCUUUCUCAGGUCUAUCAGCAGAGCGCUCUACCGCUCCGGUUGGUCCCCGUGAAGCCGCGCAAGUAUCCGAAUCGACCGAGCAAGACGCCGGUCCACGAGCGGCCUUACGCUUGUCCGGUGGACGGCUGCGAUCGCAGGUUCUCUCGCAGCGACGAGCUCACCCGGCACAUACGCAUCCACACCGGGCAGAAGCCGUUCCAGUGUCGCAUCUGCAUGCGCUCGUUCUCGAGGAGCGAUCACCUGACCACCCACGUGCGCACGCACACCGGCGAGAAACCGUUUUGCUGUGAUCAGUGCGGCCGAAAGUUUGCCAGGAGCGACGAGAAGAAGCGCCACGCAAAGGUACACCUCAAGCAGAGGCUGAAGCGCGAGACGUCCCACGCUAAUCCAAGAACCCAUCACCAGAGCCACGCGUCGUCACCCUGCAAUCAAUGAAUUCCAUGACAACGAUGUUGAAAAAGUCUCCCUUUAACGUUGAGAUCUCAUUACGUUUGUCACGUUCUGACAAGUUGUGAUCUAUGUCUCCCCGAUUCUAUUUCUCUUCCCUAUCCUCCUCACCGUUCCCUUAUUUCUCGCCUCUUCUCUUUCCCCGACCAUCGCUCGCUCUCUCUCUCUCUCUCUCUCCUUUCCUGCAUCUCUCAUGAUGACCGAUGAGGAAAUCGCGGAAAUCUUUAGGCGGUCAAAACUGAUCCGUCGCUGACUGAUCCGUCAUUUAUCGUCGGUCCAUUAACUCUUUAUAUUAUCUUAAGGAUAUAGCUGGAUACAAAUUAAUUGAAUCUCACGAGCAGCACAAGACAAAUUCUUUCCGCUAUCUAAUAAACAAUUUGCUCAUUCUGAAAGUUAUCAUGUGAAGGAAGAAAGAAUUAAAUGUCGUAUAUGUAAUUCUUAUCAUUCGCGAGAGGACGAUUAACUUCAUAUAUUUUAAAAUAAAACGAGAAUAAGAAUACGAUUUUCUCAUUGUACAUACGAAGAUAACGUUUCUUGCGUCAUAGCGAAAAAUCGAAGUACUUAAAAUAUCCUACACACAAUCUGUGCGAUCAUUGAAAACGGACUCGCAGUUGAAUGGAAGCAACCACAAUGACAUGGAAGUUAAUCGUCCGAUUAUAAAAAAAAAAAAAAUCCCAUUAAUAGAAAAACGACAGACGUUAUUCCGCUUUACAUGUACUUCGUGUUUUAGCUUGUAUCCAGACACAUAUACGAAAUAUGAAUUAUCUCUCUCUCUUUCUUUCCCCUCCUCGCGAUAUUCGGCAGCAUAUCUAGAUACCAUUGAGCGUGGCAAGAGCAUUUUCGUGCAAUUGUAUAACACGAAAUCGAUACCAUCUGCAGCUUCCGGGAAUCGUAGAGCGAAGCGGAAGAUAGACAGAUAGAGAGAAAGAGAGAGAGAGAGAGUGAGCGAAAGAGAGGGAGAAACGAGAGAAGGGAUGGGGGGUGGGAUGAGGAGGAGCAAUGCGUCUCGUUGCAUGCGAACGACUGUGCGAGAAUGUAAUGCCACGUAAGACGAUAAAGUGUUAUGUAUCGACUCGUUCCAUGGUCAAUAUGAGAGAAGCGGGACUCAAUGUUUAAGAUCAUAUAUUUCGUUCCCUACCCCGUCCCCCACCCCCCUCACGUUAAGAGUGCAAUUUAAAAGACUCACGCGGUUCGAGUGCAAUUCCCAUGAAAUUCAUAUUUCUAUGGAGCUGUAUACUUGUAGGUAGGUCUGUGCACAAGGAUUGUUGACAAGCUUCGCGGCAACGGAAAUAGAGAUAUUUUUUUAUUAAGUAUAUUGUACAUAACUAUGAUUCACACACUGAAUCUCUCUCUCUUUCUCUCUCAUACGCAAAAUACGAAAAAAAAGUAAACGGUCAAGACAAAAAGUAUUUAUUUUUGAAAAAGAUUUUACGGAAUUGCGUUAGAAAAUGUUUAGGUGCUAAAAAAAAGGGAAAAAAGAGAAGUUCCUCUCUUCUUGCGAUAAGAUGUUGUUAAGAAACUUAGUUUCGACGAUUGUUAAAUUUUUCCCGAAGCUACGUUUCCCCGCCGGAGAAAUUGUGCAAUGUAUUUUCAUAAAUUUUCCCCGUCAAGUUUUAAUUUCGUAGCAGCGUCAGCAGCGAUAUAGCGCUUCUUUCCCCACCACCCUCCACCCCUUUUUUAAACCGUUCCCGUUGCCCUUACACCUGCGUUCGCGCGCUGUAUUUUCUUCGUGCUCCGAACACGCUAAAUCUCGGCUGUCUCCCGUCAAAUACUUCCAAUUCGCUAUCAUUCUUUCGCCUCCCCUCACCUCCCCCUCCUUCCCUCUCCCGCAUUACUGUAAAAAAAUUCCACGAAUAAUUGUAAUUAAACGUGAUUAUCAUUGUUAAAAGAAAUAUUUCUUGUACAUAUGUAUAUAACUUAUUAUACAUAAUUGCUGUAUGUAUGUAAAAUCUAACGUUCUCUUGCCAUUUUCCCUUCCCACCCCCUCUUCCCAUUCGCCCCUUUCUUUUCUUUUCUUCAUUUCGCAUUAUUAUCCCGUACGUGUAUACAUAUAUUUAGCAAUUGUUAAUGUUAUGUAUAUGUUGCUCUAUUUAUUAACAAGAUGACUAUAUCAAAUGAAUAUAUUGUUAAAGUUAAAUAAUUAUUUUUAUUAUUGUAACGACUCUAUUCUGGCGUGCAAAUGCGUUGCAACAACAUGACAGAAGUGACAUGGUGUCCAAGCUUGUAUGAAUUAUAAACGUUUAAGUCGCAUAUGCGUACACGCACGUACACAUACAUACACCCACAUUUAGAUACACGAAACAAACACGCACACACACACACACACACACGUCAUAUGCGAACGUGAUGAUACGCACUACAUAAAUUGUAAAUGCAAUGUAAUGCAAGCGCGUCCCCGAGAAAAUACUUUUUUUACAGAUAGUAUUAUCCUAUCGCUAGAUAAAUUAUAUGUAAUUAUUAUACAUAUUGCGCUCCGAGUGCAAUGCACAUAACAAAAGCUCUCAGCUACCUGUAUAUUCGUGUUGUCAUCAUCGCCCCUGCAUAUGCUUCUCUUUGCAAAGCGGGUAACGCGAACAAUCUUGCAACAAUUAUUAACAGAAAUACAAUUAACAUAUUGACUCGA
This is a messenger RNA of Temnothorax curvispinosus, 3901 nucleotides long. RefSeq names its product E3 SUMO-protein ligase EGR2. The transcript has a single exon. The record is from RefSeq and is a predicted model, not a curated record. NCBI's taxonomy places the organism in Eukaryota, Metazoa, Arthropoda, Insecta, Hymenoptera, Formicidae. The annotation marks the transcript as partial. Gene Ontology annotation, biological process: regulation of transcription by RNA polymerase II. Gene Ontology annotation, molecular function: RNA polymerase II cis-regulatory region sequence-specific DNA binding; DNA-binding transcription factor activity, RNA polymerase II-specific.